CAACUUCCUCCAUUUUAUGUGAGUUUUAUCAAAAAAAUAAAACCAUUAGUUGUGUUCUGAACCGAUGAGUUGAAACAAGUUCGUAAAUUACAAGUAAUAGGCUACAAAAGCUUAAUCGGUUUAAACGCUUUAGAAUCAGCUGUAUCAUUGUCCUUUUCAAACAAACUUGUCUGGGCUGUUCUCUAAAAAUAGUAUGCAUUUUUAUUAUUUGGUUGCAAUUUUGAAUGUAAUAACAAGACUGAGUCAUUAAGCAGUAAAAUUAUAGAUUCCUAUUAAGAAGAAAAUUUAUGACUCCUACAUUUUGUUUCAUGUGAUUCUUUUUAUUUGCUGCUUUUUCUGAGAUCAUGAGUAAUUGGAAUCCUUUCACUCCUGAUUUUAAUCCUCCUCCUGGCAUACCUAGAGGAUAUCCAGGUGCUAUAAAUCCCACUGCUCCUACUAUGAAUCCUGCUUACCCUCACUUGCCUAUGGAUCCUGUUACCAAUCCUUCUAAUAGACCACCAGGAGCUGCAUAUCCUUAUCCUUCAUCUAAUCCUGCACCUGGUUCUCAUCCUCCAUCUGGGUCUCCUUAUCCUCCAUCUGGAUCUCCUUAUCCUCCAACCGGAUCCCCUUAUCCUUCAUCUGGAUCUUCUUAUCCUCCCUCUGGAUCUCCUUAUCCUCCCUCUGGAUCUCCUUAUCCAUCCACUGGCUCCCCAUAUCCACCCACUGGCUCCCCAUAUCCACCUACUGGCUCCCCAUAUCCACCUACUGGCUCCCCAUAUCCACCUACUGGCUCACCAUAUCCACCUACUGGCUCACCAUAUCCACCUACUGGCUCAUCAAAUGCAGCAACUAAUUCUCCUUAUCCAACUGGCCCAACUCCAUAUUCCCAUUCUGGCUCUUCUCCGUAUCCAAAUCAUCAAAACAACUAUCCUCAAUCUAUUAACAAUAAUAAUAGAACAACUGGUUAUCCACCUGGAAACUACGGAAAAAUGGCUGAGUACAUUACUGGUGAAGGAACUGUCCAUCCCUAUCAAAAUUUUGACCCAAAGCUGGAUGCUGAAUUACUUAGGAAAGCCAUGAAAGGCUUUGGCACUGAUGAAAAAGCUAUUAUCAAUGUUUUGGCAAAUCGAAGUAACUCGCAAAGAGUUUAUAUUGCUGUUGCAUUUAAACAACUUUAUGGGAAAGAUCUUAUUGAUGAUUUGAAGAGUGAAUUGAGUGGAAAUUUUGAGACUGUUAUACUAGGACUAAUGAUGCCUCUCAAUGAUUACUUAGCCAAAGAAUUGCACAGAGCCAUGUCUGGAAUUGGAACUAGAGAAGAUGUUUUGAUUGAAGUUUUAUGCACAAGGACUAAUCAAGAAAUAUGGGGCAUAAAUGAAGCUUAUACCCGUCUAUAUGGUAAAUCACUGGAAGAUGAUAUUAAAAGUGACACCUCUGGUCAUUUUGAAAGACUGCUUGUUUCUGCCUGUAAUGGUGCAAGAUCUGAAUCUCCUGCUGAUGGUGAAAGAGCUAAACAAACAGCUCAAGCUUUGUAUGAGGCUGGAGCUUUGCAGUGGGGAACAGAUGAAUCAGUUUUCAAUGCUAUCCUUGUAUCUGAAAGUUUCCAGCAAUUGGCAUAUACUUUUUAUGAAUACCAAAAAUUGACAGGAACCACCGUCACUGAAGCCAUUAAAGGUGAAAUGUCUGGAGAUGUCAAGGAAGGAAUGUUAGCAAUUGCCAAAUGUGUUGAAAACAGACCUUUUUACUUUGCUGAGAAACUUUACAAAGCAAUGAAGGUAGGCUUGGGUACCGAUGAUGACACUCUGAUCCGGGUUGUAGUUUCUCGAUGUGAAAUCGAUAUGGUUCAAAUCAAAGCAGAGUAUGAAAGAAAUUAUGAAAAACCCUUGGUUGAUGCCAUAACUGGAGAUACCUCUGGAGAUUACAAGAGAAUCUUGGUUGCUUUGGUGGGAAAUUAAAAGUUGUCUCGAAAGGAACUUCUAUGCUUUUAAACAAAAGAUCACUGAGAAUAAGCACAGCCUGAAUCUUGUUCAUUUUUAUUGCUGAAUAGAUUUAUUUAUUGUUAAAAAUAAGUAUUAUAUAUUUUACUUUUAAAAAUUCAUUUGUCAUUAUGCUAUAUGUAAAACUAUGCCAGAAAGUGCUGUGCCAUGAGCCUGCUGAUUUUAAUUAAUCAGACUUAAAUUAUUUUUCUUGAACUUCUUAGUGUGCUAAAUGUAUACCAGUGAUUUCUAUAUACUUUAUAUGAAACAUAUUUUAUAAUAAAGUUUUAACUAUUUGUUCCAAA
Messenger RNA from Parasteatoda tepidariorum (common house spider), 2257 nucleotides. RefSeq names its product annexin A4. Gene Ontology annotation, molecular function: calcium-dependent phospholipid binding; phosphatidylserine binding; calcium ion binding. Gene Ontology annotation, cellular component: nucleus; cytoplasm; plasma membrane. Gene Ontology annotation, biological process: endosome transport via multivesicular body sorting pathway. The record is from RefSeq and is a predicted model, not a curated record. Lineage: Eukaryota; Metazoa; Arthropoda; Arachnida; Araneae; Theridiidae.